Molecule: messenger RNA, 3670 nt
Organism: Nematolebias whitei (Rio pearlfish)
Lineage: Eukaryota; Metazoa; Chordata; Actinopteri; Cyprinodontiformes; Rivulidae
Gene: adnpa
Product: activity-dependent neuroprotector homeobox a
Exons: 5
Coding region: 120-3494 (1124 amino acids)
Biological process (GO): regulation of gene expression
Cellular component (GO): nucleus
Source: RefSeq, a predicted model, not a curated record
UCGAGGAGCCCGAUCCUCACCGUUCUUCUCCUUUCGACCACAGAUAGCUUCUUCAUUAGGCAUUCAUGUCGGUGAAACAAUCUGCAUAAAGGCCGUCUGCAGACGUAUCGGGCGGAAAAAUGUUCCAACUCCCAGUGAAUAAUCUCGCGAGAAUAAGGAGAGCCAGAAAACAAGUGAAAAAAUCACUUGAAGACAUCGGACUGGAGUUCUGCAAGGAUGUAGCAGAGGAGUUCAAAGAGUUUUGCCCUGAUGAAGAGUUUGUGAAGGACACUCAAAGUGUUGACAUCUGCAUGUGGAGCCCAUCAUUUUCAAAAACACAGGAAUACAGAUCAAAGCCAUUUUGCUGUGCAGAGUGCUCAUUUUCUUCCAAAUACUACUCGGGCUACAGGAAUCACUUUCGCAAUGUACACCGAAAACUUUUGGACAGUCAAAUUCUUCUCAACUGUCCUUACUGCUCAUUCAUCGCAAGCAAGAGAACCCUUGAGACGCAUGUCAAAAUAUUCCACAUACCCAAUUCAAAACAGCAGAAUAACGUGAACUCACGAGCAACUGUGCUGGGAGCAAAAACUAAUCUCACAAAUGCUGCUGCACAAAAGGGGGAGAAAGCCAUGUUCUUUUGCAAAAAGUGCACAUUCCGAGACACUCUCUACAACGUUGUUAAAAGACACAUUUACAGGGAACAUUUUCGGCAUGUUGUAUCACCAUAUUUUGGUAUGGUUUCCAAAUCUUCUGUCAGAAACGGUUCUUCUGUCAAUGGAAACAACAUCUUCUGUAAACAAUGUCAGUUUUCCACUCGAAGCUACGAGAUUUUAGUGCAGCACGUUCUGGAGUACCACGAGCGCAUUGGUGCACAAGUAACAAGCAUGAUUGCGCAUGCUAAUAUUUUGGUUCCAGUGCCUCAGCCUUUCCCUGCAAUGAAUCAGAGAACUCAGUUUGUUAGCAGAGGCAAGACUGUUAGAUCUGAUCCAGUUGCACAACCUGUAAUUGGCUAUUUAAAGCCUCCUGUCAAAAACCAGUCCAUCAUCCAAACCAGUCAGGUGUCUACCAAGCCUCCUGUCUGCAGUGAUGUUGCUGCAAAUAAUGCAACUGGUUUGAACACAUCCCAAACACAGAAAUGGAAGAUAUGCACUGUUUGCAAUGAACUUUUUCCUGAAAACCUCUACAGCGCUCAUUUUGAGAGCGCUCACAAGUCAACAAAACUUUGGGCAUUAGCCAGGUACAUUAUGAAAAUCCACAACUUCACCAGCAAGUGUUUAGUUUGCAACCGCUGCCUGCCCAGCAACACACUGCUCAACCACAUGCUAAUUCACGGCUUGACCUGUCCACAGUGCCACUCCAUUUUCCACAGUGUUGAGAAACUCAUGGGGCACGCAGCCUUGUGCCACCCAAGUGAGUUUGUAGGGGCAGCUGAUUCAUCACCUUUAACCUUUGAUAUAAACAUAAAACAAGGUAUAUCCAGAAACAUUCAGCUUGCUGUUCUCACAUUUAACAUGAAGGAUUCGGUCAAUGGUCUGGAUCAAUCUGCACCUGCCCUCAAAAGUGUUCCUACUGUCAAGGCGCCACCCAUUGUUAAAAUGAGCAGUGAACCACACGGUUUCUCUUCUGUAUUCCAUAGCAGUGAUGUGAGAAAAACCGUAUGCCCACUUUGCUUCACUGUCAUCCAAGCUCCCAUCACGGAUGCUUUAGCCCUGCAUCUGAGGGAGCGACAUCAAGUGCUCCAAACCAUGCAUCCUGUUGAAAAAAGGAUGACAUACAAGUGCAUCCAUUGUUUAGGUGUGUAUACUAGUAAUAUGGUAGCAUCCACAAUUACACUGCAUCUUGUGCAGUGCAGAGCUGUUGGUAGGGCCCAUGUCGGCCAAGGCUUCAAGUCUGCCAUGACACUCAACUCACCCAAGACUGGUGUCCCCAAGAGGCGGAUGCCAAUACAGGGCGGACCCACUUCCAAGAAGAUAAAAAUAUACAAAGGGUGUGAAAUAUCUGAUGAAAAUAAUAGCCUUGCUCUGGAUGCCAAAGGCUAUGCAAACAAGACCUAUUUGGCUAAGAAAGAUUUUCUGACUACUUACUUCAACCUGCGACCAUACCCAACUCCCGAAGAAGAGCAAAAGUUGUCAGAAAAUUUGAAUAUGUGGAGGUCUGAGGUUGCUAGCCACUUUGCAUCAAAGCGAAACAUCUGUUUCAGAAGUUGUAAGAUGAUGAAGGUUUCAGUGAGGCUAGGCUUUGACAUGAAAGCUGUAAAUGAGGUAAAACAUCUCUUGAUCUUUGAGAAUGGGAAGUUAGUUGGUACCUCGACUGUGAGAUCCGCAGGAAGCAAGUCGGUACCAAACCACACCUCAAAACUCAACACGUGCACAGAGACCAUUUCCAUUGACUCAGACUCUGAAGAUGAAACCAAGAAACCAGCAGCUGAGAACAAGGACCAAGAAACCGCGACAAAACUGGUUGAUAACAAUGAUCCUUCAGCAAAGACGAACUCUUUGCAAGAUGAAAACGAUUGCGUGAUUUUUGAACCAGAGACAUUACCUGCUGAGAAUGUGGAAUCCAAAAACCAAAAAGAUGUGACAAAACAAGAUGCUGAUGAACCUUCAACAGAGAAUAGCUCUUUGCAAGAAGGAGAGGACUAUGUUUGCAUGACUAUUGAAACAGAGACAACAACUGAGAGUGAGGAGUCCAAAGACCAAGAGAACAUGACAGAAGAGACUAAAUAUGAGGACACGGAUGAUCCUUUAACAGAGAACAGUUCUUUGCAAGAUGAGAAAGAAAAUGGCGACACGACUUGUGACACAGAAACACUACCUGAGCACGUAGAGUCCAAAGACGAUGAAAACCUGACAGAAGAGACCAAACAGGACAUGGAAGAUCCUUCAACAGAGGAAAGUGUUCAAGACAGAAAUGAAACUGUCUGUAUGGCUUUAGAAACGGAGACUACACCUUCUGAGACUGUGGAGUCCAACCACCAAGAGAACCUGAUUCAAGAAACGAAACUUGAGGAUGCAGAAGAUCCUUCAACAGAAAAUAGCUCUUUGCAAGAUGAACAAGAAAUUGUCUGCAUGACUUUUGGAACAGAGACACCACCAGAGAACUCAGAGUCCUGCCACGAAGAGAACCUGAUUCAAGAGACCAAGCUUGAAGACAGAGAAGAUCCUUUGACAGAAAAUAGCUCUUUGCUAGAUGAAAAAGAAAUUGUCUGCAUGACCUUUGGAACAGAGACACCACCAGAGAACCUGGAGUCCUACCACCAAGAGAACCUGAUUGAAGAAAAAGAUUUUGAGGAUAUAGAAGACUGUUUAGCAGAAAACAGCUCUUUGCAGGAUGAGAAAGAAAUAGUCUCCGAUAUAGAAGACUGUUUAGCAGAAAACAGCUCUUUGCAGGAUGAGAAAGAAAUAGUCUCCAUGACUUUUGAAACGGAGACUCCACCUGAGGAUGAGGAGUUCAGAGACCAAGAAAACCUGACAGAAGAAACUCAACAUGUGGACACAGAAGAUUCUUCAGAAUAGAAGAGCUUUUAGCAGGAUGGGAAUUAAAUUGUCUGCUCGACAUCAUGUUAGUUCGCUGCCAACAACUGGGUUCUUCUCAGUCUUUGGUUAAGUUUUAAAGGAAACAGUUUAAGACUGAUUAAGUACUGAUCCACAGAUGGUUCCAACUUGGCCAACUAUUUAGUGGUACUGUAUAC